AUGCUACGACGUCCGGCGGCAGAUCUGUUGAAGUUUAUGCAAACCAUCGACCAAGUAGGCUUCGGAGAGGCCGAGCUGCUGCGGAAUGGAAGGACCCUCAGUGAUCUGACAUCGGGAGUUCCGAUCUUCUGGGUUUCUAUGAAGGAGUCGGUUGAAAGGCAUGCGUUCAUGAACAAGUCUCUCCAUGGCGUGGCGGACAGCUACAUGGUCGAAGCUGUAAACUUGUCCCACGUGUCCGUGGUCACCGUCCUCAACAAAACUGGACAGAGUGUUGAAUACAGUGAGCGCAAGGACCAAGUAAUUCUUGCUUGUACGCUCUCUCACAUGAAGGCGAUUUUGACCGCAAGGAAGAUGGGCGCCGACUUCGCUGUGUUCCUAGAAGAUGAUGUCAGCUUCGACACGCAUCCUCUCUGGAAGUUGUCCCUUCAGGAGUUGGCGGCCGCGGCUCCGAAAGGCUGGAAGGGCAUUCAGCUCGGCUUCGGGUCGCCUCGCCUUGAGGCUGAGAAGAAGAUCUGGAAGGAGCCGGGGCCAGUUGUUCGCUUCCACAAGUUCGGGUAUACAGCUGGAGCUUACGGUUACAUGCUGAGCAGAAAGGGCAUGGAUGAGCUGGUUGAGAAGUUGAAGGUAACGGUCUCUCCUGACGAUCCGACGGACAUCACAGGCAUGACCCUCUUCGAAAGGACCAGGGCGGCGGAUCAUGCUCUGUACUUUCCGCUGCUGCCUCAGAUGUACACCUCAACCAUGAUGUACGUGCUUCAUCAGUGCCAUCAGUUCGGAUCCACGCUGCAUCGUUCGCACGAAGCUCGACACCGAAGGGAUGCAGUAGCAGCACGACAGCACUACGGCUUGGACACCAGUGUCUGUGGCUGA
Messenger RNA from Symbiodinium natans, 870 nucleotides. The record is from the annotation of a GenBank genome assembly. Lineage: Eukaryota; Dinophyceae; Suessiales; Symbiodiniaceae.